Messenger RNA from Gasterosteus aculeatus aculeatus (three-spined stickleback), 480 nucleotides. It is a transcript of the gene cenpx, whose product is annotated as centromere protein X. Gene Ontology annotation, biological process: resolution of meiotic recombination intermediates; replication fork processing; DNA repair. Gene Ontology annotation, molecular function: protein heterodimerization activity. NCBI's taxonomy places the organism in Eukaryota, Metazoa, Chordata, Actinopteri, Perciformes, Gasterosteidae. The record is from RefSeq and is a predicted model, not a curated record. Gene Ontology annotation, cellular component: Fanconi anaemia nuclear complex; FANCM-MHF complex.
GGAGGGCGUUUCGAAUGACGUCAGAGAUCAACGACCAAUCGCGACGCAGAGCGCCAAGUUCCUCUCGCGGCGUUCACAAACAUGUCGGAGAAAGACCCAGAGAUUGGAUUUAAAAAGGAAACCGUAAGCAAACUCUUGUCCAGUUUCUUCAAGGAGGACAAAACCAGACUAAGUGGUGAUGCUGUGCUGCUCAUGACAGAGAUGCUGAAGAUAUUUGUCCAAGAGGCUGCCGUGAGAUCACAAAAACAAGCCGAGUCUGAGGACUGCGACCAGGUGGACAUCGAGCACUUUGAAAAAAUCCUGCCUCAGCUGCUGCUGGACUUCUAGCACACGUGACGCCACAAGAUGGAGCCAGAGCGUUGCCCGCGUGUUCCUGCUCAAAUCCUACACUUUCAAUGCCCAAAAUGUUGAAUUUCGUCCGUGUAAUUUGCAAUGUCUUCAUUGUUGGAAUGCUAGGUAACAUAAAAAAUGUUCACCCUG